This is a messenger RNA of Drosophila sulfurigaster albostrigata, 441 nucleotides long. Its product is annotated as S-phase kinase-associated protein 1. The record is from RefSeq and is a predicted model, not a curated record. The transcript has a single exon. Gene Ontology annotation, biological process: SCF-dependent proteasomal ubiquitin-dependent protein catabolic process. Lineage: Eukaryota; Metazoa; Arthropoda; Insecta; Diptera; Drosophilidae. Gene Ontology annotation, cellular component: cytoplasm; nucleus. Gene Ontology annotation, molecular function: cullin family protein binding. The coding region runs from base 1 to 441 and encodes 146 amino acids.
AUGGAGAAGAACUUCAUACGAUUGGAGACCAGAGAUCGACGUGUAAUCGCCAUCGAUCUCAAGGUGCUGCAGCGAUCGAUGGUGAUACAAAACAUGCUGAAAUACUGCGACCUCGAUGAGGGAAACGAACUGAAGCUUGCCAUGCAUGGCAUCAAUUCCGAAGAGCUCCUCAAGAUUCUACUGUGGCUGGAGUUUCACAAGGACGACGAGGAGCCACAGUGGGUGCAGUCCAAAAUAGAACCCGAAGACGUUGAAUACCAGAUCGAUGACUGGGACAAGGAGUUCCUCAGGGAGAAGCUGCCGGUUGUGCGAUCGAUAAUGCAGGGCGCCGAUUAUCUCGAAAUACGUUGGUUGCUCAAGCUCUGUGCUCGCAAAUUGCGCAUUCGUGGCUCAAGCGAACUGUAUCUGCAUGUUAUGGGAACCAUUUCGCCGUUAGAUUAA